UUGUAUUUUUUGUUAUAAAUACUACUUCUACUUUUGACUGUUACAUAUAGAAUGUUGUAUCAAUUUCAAACAAAUUCGACAUGCAAAGCGCGCUCUUAAGCCGGCUAAAAAUGAUCGCCAUGCUCAUUUAAACGCGAUUUUCCAGCGAUUUUCACCUGCUCGAAACUCCAGAGCUUUUCCUUUUCACCACAUCAAAGGAGCGAUGUUAGAAGAGAGAAAAAUCGAGAGAGAGGAAAAGAGAUGAAAGGCCGAGGAAGAGAUUUUCCGAUGCAAAUGCCGCUCGGCUUUCCCUUCGGCACUGGUAUUAGUGUAUUAGUGCUCACACACACGCCGGAUGCUGACUGUUUGCAAAAAGAAAAUGGAGCAGAAGGCACAACAACACAAUGUUGCCCGCCAUCUCUCCGGUGCUCCGCCGUGUGUGUGCGUGUGUAUCUGUGUGAGUGUUGCGGGUGCGUGAGUGUGCGUGCUCGGCGCUGCUCGGCAAAACGAACGCUCGUCUGCAGCACUUAUCUUCAUGGGAUAAAUCUCGCUGCUGGCCGCCGCAGUCUGUUUUCUAUACGGGCGUAAAGCGGUCGUCGAGCACGGUUGAAAGCAAAACAAAGCAAGAAAAAUACCAAACAGCCAAAUAAAAAAAAAAAACAUCCAAAAAUACCGAAGAAUUUCCAAACCAAAAAUCAACAAAAACAUUAAUUUAAAUUAAAAAAAAAUUAACCAUAAAAAUUUGGAGAAAAAUAAAACCAAACAUCUAACAAGCGGCAAAUGCACAUAAAUAGCUAAAGGAGCUAAAAGCAUAAAGCCAAGGAUACGUCGCAAACCCUUAGACAAAACAAAAAAACCAAAAAAAAAGAGGAGAAAAAACUGAUACAAAAGAGAAGCCAAAUGAGGGAAAAUGAAGUGCCAAAGUGUUGAGAAUAAAGCGAAAGCCAAGAGACGAAAUUGAAAGCGAGUAGAAAAAGGUUUCGGUUUCUCCGGUGAAGCGCGUUCACUUCCGUUUCGUUGAGUUUCGCUGCGUUUCGCUGCGUUCCGUUCCGUUCCGUUCGGUUACGUUCCGUUUCGCCUCGUUCCGUUUCGUUUCGUUCCGCUAACCGAUUGCAACCCUGCCGCUACCGUUCCGUUUCGCUCGGCAGACAUUUAAAUGGCUACCAGCUGCUGCUUAUGAUGGAGACAUUCCUCGUCCUGGGCCUGUGUUUCAUCCUGUACGAGGCAUUGGAUUUCUUUCAGGGCUGCAUCCACAGUAAUACCCCAUCGCCCAGCGAUCAAAUCGAGGCCUAUCGCCGCGAACUCGACGAACAGCGCCAGCAGCAGCAGCAGGAGCAAUUCCUUGCCGGAUUGACGCCAUUGCUGGGCGCUCAGUUUGCCGCUGCCGCCGCCGCCGCGGCCGCUGCCGCCGGCUCGCAGUCGACGUUGGGCAGCACGACCACGCCCACCGCCUCCACGGCCAGUGUCAUCAGUGAUUCGUACGAUCAGGAAUCGCAAUCGCAAUCGCAAUCGCAAUCGCAAUCGCAGUCCCAAUCGCAAUCCCAAUCGCAGUCGAAUCAAAAUCAACAGCAUUCAUUGAGCACACCCGGCCUCUUUCGUCCCGCCGCCUUGGGCUAUUACGAUCCGGAGGAUCCAUUGCAUGCCACAAACUCCCUGCCCCGCGACUUCUACUAUCUGCAGCAGCAGCAGCUAAAGAAUAAGGUCAGCUCCAGAUCGCUGCUCUCCAAGUUCUCGUCCACCAACUCGGAUAAUCGCAUACAUCCCGAGGCGGGGGCCAAUUCGGGACAUCAUCACAGUGUCCUGGGCGCAGCGGCGGUUAUAACCAGUCAACCCUUGCCCUCGGGCGGUGAGAUACCAGCCAGUCUCUUCGAUCAGCCAGGACAACCGGCUGUGGUGGUGCCGCCACUGCAACUGCAGCCCUCAUCGCCGCUCUUUGUGGAGCUCAAGAGGGCCAUCAUAAGUCAGAAUCCCAACCAGCAACAAUAUAGAACUCCAGCAAAGCAGGAGGUCGAAGUCGAAUCGCAGUGUCCGCAGUGCGAGGAAGAGCAGAUACAAUAUCUGGCCGAGAAUCUAGACGAUCUUGUGGAGUCCGAGGAGCAGCAGUACUCUCCGGGUGAGGAGGAAGAAGGGGACGACGACGAGGAGGAGGAGGAGGUCGACGACGACGACGACGAGGAUCGGGAGGAGCCGCAUUCGUACGUGGGAGGAGCCACCAGUGAGCCGGAUAUCUGCACUGCCACGCGACAGCAGCAGUUGACCCGGAUCCACCACAUCGCCAUCGACGACAUUGCCACGGGACAGGAGCUGCACCAUCACCUCAGCAUUUCGGGACAAACGACGUUGGGCGCCAAUUCGCACGCCGACUUCAGGGAAAUCGAGUGCGAGCGACUGCGACGCAAGUGCGUUAGCGUUAAGCGCAUCUAUAGCAUAUCGGAAAAGUUCUAAUUCAGAUCAGAUCACCACUCAAA
Molecule: messenger RNA, 2447 nt
Organism: Drosophila biarmipes
Lineage: Eukaryota; Metazoa; Arthropoda; Insecta; Diptera; Drosophilidae
Product: probable serine/threonine-protein kinase fhkB
Exons: 2
Coding region: 1156-2424 (422 amino acids)
Source: RefSeq, a predicted model, not a curated record